GCAGCGUGCGCGCUCACGUCGCAGCGACGGCGGUGGCGAGCGGCGUCAGAGCCUGAAGGGGGGGGUUGACGGCUGCUGGCGGGUGACUAAUAUCGCUUCUGUCCCAGGAAUCCGACAGAGCUUGAAGGAGCGAGGGUCGUUUUCGGGGGCUGCUGCCUUCCGGGUACGCGUCGUCGUCAGGAGCACAGCCCGGACUCUUCUGUAAACCCUCCGGCUCUUUUUCCGCACGCUUUCAGGCGGCGGCGGCGGCGGCAACCGAGACAGCGUCUCACCUUCCCCCAGCCCUUUCCCUUGUCCCCCACUGCCCAAAAGGGCCUGGUCUGCGCCCCACCCCCGCCUGUCCGCCCGCCCGCUACGCCGCAGCCAUGUCGGCGCAGGCCCAGAUGCGCGCGAUGUUGGACCAGUUGAUGGGCACCUCCCGGGACGGGCCCUGGUGGUGGCAACCGCCUGUGUGCCACUGAAAAUCGUGCCGAUGCCUGGCAUACUGCAUAAAUGGAAGCAGGGUACCGCGUUCAAUGUAUCUAUGCCUGCCUACUUCAAUCUGCAAGGGAGUGUCAGAAAGGCCCCGCAUUCGCCGAGCCGAGAUACUACUCGUCAACGAAUCAAAUUCAGUGAUGACAGAGUGUGCAAGAGUCACCUUCUCAACUGUUGCCCCCAUGAUGUCCUCUCUGGGACUAGAAUGGAUCUUGGAGAAUGUCUGAAAGUCCAUGACUUGGCUUUACGAGCAGAUUAUGAAAUUGCAUCCAAAGAACAAGAUUUUUUCUUUGAACUUGAUGCUAUGGAUCAUCUGCAGUCAUUCAUUGCAGAUUGCGAUCGAAGAACAGAAGUGGCUAAGAAAAGAUUAGCAGAAACUCAAGAAGAGAUUAGUGCUGAAGUGGCAGCAAAGGCAGAACGUGUUCAUGAGUUAAAUGAAGAAAUUGGUAAGUUGUUGGCCAAAGUAGAACAACUUGGAGCUGAAGGGAAUGUGGAAGAAUCCCAGAAAGUAAUGGAUGAAGUAGAGAAAGCACGGGCAAAGAAAAGAGAAGCAGAGGAAGUUUAUCGGAAUUCUAUGCCAGCUUCCAGCUUCCAACAGCAGAAGCUUCGAGUCUGUGAAGUGUGCUCUGCCUACCUAGGUCUUCACGAUAAUGACAGGCGGCUGGCGGAUCAUUUCGGGGGUAAACUGCACCUGGGAUUUAUUGAAAUAAGAGAGAAGCUCGAAGAAUUAAAGAGAGUUGUAGCUGAGAAGCAGGAGAAAAGAAACCAGGAACGCCUGAAGCGAAGAGAAGAAAGGGAGAGAGAAGAAAGGGAGAAGUUGCGGAGGUCUCGAUCACAUAGCAAGAAUCCAAAAAGAUCCAGGUCCAGAGAGCACCGCCGACAUCGGUCUCGCUCCAUGUCGCGGGAACGGAAGAGGAGAACUCGAUCCAAAUCUCGGGAGAAACGCCACCGCCACAGAUCUCGCUCUAGCAGCCGAAGCCGCAGCCGCAGCCACCAGAGAAGUGGGCACAGUUCUAGAGACAGGAGCAGAGAGCGAUCCAGGAGGAGAUCCUCAAAAGAAAGAUUCAGAGACCAAGACUUAGCAUCACGUGACAGAGACAGGAAUUCAAGAGACAGAUCACCUCGUGACAGAGAUCGAAAAGAUAAGAAGCGGUCCUAUGAGAGCGCUAAUGGCAGAUCAGAAGACAGGAGGAGCUCUGAAGAGCGCGAAGCAGGGGAGAUAUAAUUAGCUCUGUACAUGUCCUCAGUCCUUAAGCUUCCUCUGGAGUCACAUACUAUUGUUUAGUUUACAGCCGCUCGGGGGGACGCAGUGAGCAGUUCCACACACCGGUCCAGCUAGGCUAGAUGCACAGUUUCCAGCUCGAUCUGAACUGAGCGUGUUUUCCUUGAUGAAGCCUCAGACUGCACCCAUAGUUCCCGGUGAACCUGUAAUCCAGUUCUGAAAGUGUUCAACACAGUUUUAUAUACCAGAAAGAUGCGAAUGUCUUUGUUCUUUCUAGUAGAAGUGAGAACAAACGAAUUGUGUUACUUGCCUUGGGGUUUUUGAACAUUUGUAAAAAUGCUGUCUUCCUUUCUAGUCCAAACAGCGCAGCUUUGGGGAUUUUGCUUUUUAAUCCUUCUUCCUCUGACUUUUGUAUCCCCUACCCACCCUCUAAUUUUAAGAGAAAGGGGGUCAGGGAAGCAAUAUAGCUUCUGUUCUAAGGUUCUUUUCCCAUUAAUAACUAGCUGAUUACAGUUCAGAGCAUUUAUACUGGAAUGUGUGCUGGAGAAAUUUAAAUACUGGGAAUUUUUUUUUAGUUUGUUUAGGGUUGGAAGUUGAACAGCUCUUGCAUUACAUAUACUUUGCUUUUUUAUUGACAAUUGGAAAUCAACUAAGUCUUGAUUUUUCUGUUGUAUUGAAUUACUACUACGUUCAGGGUGUUUUGAAAAUGGGGUGGGGACAGGGACUUUUUCAUAAGCACUUCUGUUUUAUUUUGUGUGUGUGGAAUAUAAAGACUAUACCCUUAUUGUAAAAAAACAUUAAUAAUGAAAUGAAACAGUCACCACCACCAUUACUAUUAAACUGUAACCUGUCUAGUAAAUUGUCACUAGAACUACUUGCUGUGGGCAUUUCUUUUAUUCUUUUAUAUCAUUACUAGUGCCUUACUGUGCAAGGCACCAAAGGAGAUACACACACACUCCCGAAGAUUCAAGCCGAACUGCUGUUCACCUGGGUCCCUGGCCGACAUACUUCAGGGCUGUCUGUACAUCCGCUUCCGCGAAGGACUGGACCUGCAGAAGAAACUGGGUUUUUCAUUUGCUUUUGUUUUGUAUUUCUUCUUAUUCGGCAAACUGAAAUAAAAACAUGGUAUAACCAA
Molecule: messenger RNA, 2831 nt
Organism: Phyllostomus hastatus (greater spear-nosed bat)
Lineage: Eukaryota; Metazoa; Chordata; Mammalia; Chiroptera; Phyllostomidae
Product: putative RNA-binding protein Luc7-like 2
Exons: 12
Coding region: 473-1699 (408 amino acids)
Biological process (GO): mRNA splice site recognition
Cellular component (GO): U2-type prespliceosome; U1 snRNP
Molecular function (GO): mRNA binding
Source: RefSeq, a predicted model, not a curated record